Molecule: messenger RNA, 2938 nt
Organism: Musca domestica (house fly)
Lineage: Eukaryota; Metazoa; Arthropoda; Insecta; Diptera; Muscidae
Product: coiled-coil domain-containing protein 170
Exons: 6
Coding region: 393-2840 (815 amino acids)
Source: RefSeq, a predicted model, not a curated record
UGUGUGCUUGAUAUGUUGUUGUAAAUUCCUAAAGUUAAUUUUAUGUGAUUUUUAUGCCUUUGGCAACCGAUUUUUGUUUCGUUGCUGAGAAGGCCUUUGCAGGAUAUUUCCAUAACUCUAUGCAAUUUUCCACACUACCAUAGUUCCCAACAAACUAUCAUCGAUGGCUGGUCGCAGUCGUAGUCGUUCGCUUAGUGUCUGAUUUAAUUUGUAGUUAUUUGUGCCAAGCCUCGGCCUCUUCGGUGUAAUUUCGUUUAUGACCAUCAAAGGAUUAGGCAAACCCCUUGGACGAUAAUUAAAUUUCGCUUUCGUAAUUUCGCUGGAAUUGAAACGGAAAAUCGUUUUGCGGGCGGUUUGGUUAACAAAGUGACUGAAUAAAAAAUCUCUUCAAAAUGCCUUUGGAUAACGACCACAAUCAUCAUCUGCAUCAUCAUCAUGUGGAUAUCAGUGGAUUAUCACCGCAUCAUCAUCACCAUCAUUUGCUUGACAACAGCUGUGGAAAUGCUACGGAUCAUCAUCACAACAUUGACUUGGUUACCACACUGCGCAGUGAAAUAGCAGCCUUGUCAUACAAAAAGGAGAGACUGUCAUCAGAGCUUUCCGAGACCAAAGCUUCACUGUGCAGUCGUGAAUCGGAGGUAGAAAAUCUGCGAGCUCAGGCGGCGCGACAAACUGCCCUCAUUUCUUCACUACAAAGUCGGCUGCAUGCCGCGGAAAAUCGAGAAGAAUCUGUACAGCAACGCUGCGAUUCCACAAUACAGACCAUACAACGUGAAAAACGAUCCGCCGAUGAACGCUGCAAGGAAUUACUUUCCAAAAUUCAACAUUUGGAAACCCAUUUGGCCAAUGAGGAAGCCCAAAAGGAGCAGGCUCGCAACCAGCUAUGCGAUUUUCUGAAACGUCUCAGUAUUUGUUUGGGCAUGGAAGCAUGCGAUAGUGCCACGCUGACAACGGAUUGCGUUAUUGCCCGUGGAGAGGAGCUGAUGACUGAACUGCAAAGGACCAAAGCGAAACUGGCAUCAACUUGUGACACUUUGAGCAGCUGUGAAAAUGAGUUGUCGAAUCUAAAAUCGCUAUCGAAUAUUGAAAAACAACGUUUAACGGCUCAGCUGGAUAGUACCACCAAUCAUGAACAUGAAUUGGAGUCACGUUGUCGCCAAUACGAGAGAGACUUGCAUUUGAAUCGUGAUCGUCUAACAGAAUCGGAAAUUAAUGCUGAAAAAUUAAAGGAGGAGUUGAGAGGUUUUGAGUCGCGUUGCCAUCGCCUGCAAAGUAAUUUGGAUCGUGUUCAAAGUGAUCGUCUUUCGUUCUUGCGAUCUUUGGCAAAUACUUUGAAUAUUCCAGAGCCUUGUGAGACAUUGAUAAAGGAUAAGACGAGGGAAAUUUUGAAUGACAAUAAGGCCAUGCAUUCGCAAAUCCACUCUCUCCGCGAGCAAAUCUCCUGCGAACACAGCAAAUUGAAGGAAACCCAGGAGACAACUCAGUGCCGGUUGCGUAACGAAGAGGCUCAGAAAUGUGAACUUGAAGAGCGUUUGGAAAAAUGUCAUGCCGAGAUACAUAGCUUGCGUAAUGACCACUUGGGAUUGUCGGAAUUCUUGCAACGCUUGGCAAAAGCUUUUCAUUUUGGUGAAUGUUCCACACCACCAGCCCUGGGUACCGAUACAAAUAUUAUGGCUGAGAGUCUGUUGGAGAGGGCGGAACGUUUGGCUGCCGAUCAUCAUCAUUUGGUGGACCAUGGACACAAUCAUCACCAGCAUCAUCAUUUGCCGCACAUAAGGAGUGCUGAUAAGGGUUGCUGUGACCACCAUCACCAUGUCCAUGCCACAACCAAAUUACGCCGAGAACGUUCCUGCCACGAUAUCCCGCUGAAGGAAACAACCAGCACCCUCUAUAAUCUGCAACGUAAGGUACGUGUCCUCAAGGAACAGGUACAGAGACGCGAUUUACAUUUGGAAUUACUCAAACGUAAGCUGGCUAUUAUUGAAGAUGGGGCUCGGGGUAAAUGUGUUUUGCAGGGCGAGCGGGAUGAGGCUGUGUGUCGUGCCAAAAAGGCCAGCAAAGCUGUGGAUAAACUUACAGCCCAGCUGGCAGAUGCUCGCACCCAGAUAGCUGAAGCGAAGGCCCAGCUGGCCGAGGCGGCUGAGUACAAAAUCACUGCUCUGGAGAGGGCUCGAAAAAUCGAUGAUCUCACCAAUCAAUUGUGUGAUUUGGAGGAGGAGAAAACUCGACUCAUGGCUCAAGUGAGUUCGCUGAAGGAACGUCUGGAAUCCAUGGAGGAGUCGAAUCGAAAUAGACGCUGUCGGGAUGAGACCUUGAUAAAUUCACUCCGCGACGACUUGGAACAUGUCCAAAGCCAACUGACCGAUGCCAAUCAUCGCCUGUCGCAUUUACAAAAUUUCCGCACAUCUGUGGCCCGCACGCUGCAUUUGCGCGAUUUACCCGAAACGGAUUUGCUACAGCGCUUGCAGGCCUUGUGCUCCGCCCAUCAAGAAUUCACUAUGCUUUCGAAACGCUAUGAAACAGCCUCCCCCAUCGGGGAUCACCCCUGUCCCCGAUUCGAUGAUCCGGUGCCGCCCUCAAGUCAUUGUCGUCCACCACGUUAUGAUAGUGGAGGACUAGCACCAGCACACCCGACAACAACAUCAUUGGAACCACCCCAUCUCAGCAGCAGCCAUCACACUCACACUCAUGGACGCCUACGUUCACACAGUCACUCACGCAAACACUCCAAACAUUGUGAGGAAACCGAAAUAAGUUCCGAUGAGCAUUUCGAUCAUCAUCGUCUCAACCGUCAUCAACCGCAUCACAAUCAUCGAGUUCAUCCCCACCGUUAUCAUUAGGCAGUAGAAUUCUAAGUUUAGUUUGUAUUUUGAUAUCUCUGUUAGGUUAACAUGAUUUUGUAAGAUAAUAAAAAUAUUUCUGCUAAUUUACAGUUACU